Molecule: messenger RNA, 1868 nt
Organism: Aspergillus calidoustus
Lineage: Eukaryota; Fungi; Ascomycota; Eurotiomycetes; Eurotiales; Aspergillaceae
Source: the annotation of a GenBank genome assembly
CUUCAACCUGCUCCGUUUUCACAUAUACGUACCUGUGCGCCAACAUAUCUUGCGUUUACUGGUCUAUUUAGCAUGGGCGGCGAAGUACGUGCCAUCUUUUCGCUGUUCAAUGUCGGCCAGUUAAAUGGUUUUGCGCAUAUCCCACACCCAUCACGGAGCUUUGAGCCACAAAACACACUCUCGGCUUCGUGGUGUGACGCUCAGUAGCAUUAAAAACCUACCCGAUGCCCUCAUAUAACGGACGACGAUGUGCUAAACGAUUAGAUAUGUCACCUUCACAUCGGCCAGGCUGGCACGCAGAUGGGUAAUGCGGCCUGGGAACUUUACCUCCUCGAGCACGGCCUAACGGCCGAUGGCCAUGUCAAUCCCGAUAUCGCUACGGACAUCCACCGGAACGAAUCCUUGGAGACAAUUUUCACCGAGCUUGGCAAUGGCAAAUUCGUCCCUCGCUCCAUCUUUGUCGACCUCGACCCUUCGCCUAUCGACGAGAUACGCACUGGUACCUACCGCCAUCUGUUCCACUCUGAGCAGCUAAUAAGCGGGAAGGAGGAUGCCGCCAACAACUAUGCUCGUGGUCACUACACCGUCGGCAAGACGCUUGUUCAAGGCGUCGUUGACCGCAUUCGUCGUGUGGCUGGUGUGUAUGAGAACCCUUCCCUGAGUCCUGGAUUGUAUAUUAAUUUCCUCGGAGAUAACUGCUCUUCACUUCAGGGUUUUAUGAUCUUCCACUCCUUUGGCGGCGGUACUGGCUCCGGUUUCGGCGCACUUUUGCUUGAGCAUCUCUCUUUAGAGUAUGGCAAGAUGUCGAAGCUGGAGUUUGCCGUCUACCCAUCUCCUCGCACGUCGACUGCCGUGGUGGAACCUUACAAUGCCGUCCUAUCCACGCAUAGUACCAUUGAGAACUCCGAGUGCACUUUCCUCAUGGACAACGAGGCUGUCUACGAUAUCUGUAAGCGCAAGCUUGACAUCCCCCGACCUGGUUAUAAUAACCUCAACCGUCUCAUCGCCCGGGUUGUUAGCUCUCUUACCACCAGCCUGCGUUUCAAUGGUGACCUUAACAUUGACUUGAAUGAGUUCCAGACUAAUCUUGUGCCGUUCCCGCGCAUUCACUACCCUCUAAUCUCGUAUGCUCCUGUCAUCUCUAGUAACUGCAGUGCCUACGAGAGCUUCAAGGUUAAGGAUCUCACCUUGCAGUGCUUUGAACCUAGGAACCAGAUGGUCGUCUGCGAUCCUCAAACCGGAAAGUAUAUGGCAGUGGCUCUUUUGUACCAGGGUGACAUGAUGCCUCACGACUGCGCCCGGGCUGUUACUGAUAUCAAGGCCAAGGCCUCUUUUAACCUGGUCGAGUGGUGUCCAACCGGUUUUAAACUUGGCAUUAACAACCAGAAGCCUAUAUUUGUUCCUAACAGCGAGCUUGCUUCCGUCGACCGUUCGGUUACCAUGCUCUCCAAUUCGACCGCCAUCGCCGAGGCCUGGAGUCGCCUUGGCCACAAAUUCGACCUCAUGUACUCUAAACGUGCUUUCAUUCAUUGGUACGUGGGUGAGGGUAUGGAAGAGGGCGAAUUCUCGGAAGCCCGCGAGAACCUGGCAGCUCUAGAGAAGGACUACGAGGAGAUCGCCGGCGAUACUGUGGGCUUGGAUGGCUAUGUGGAACACGAGUAUUGAGCAACAGUCCCUCUUCCUGGUUGAAUAACACCAUUAUUGGUCAUGCAAUCAGCUGCAGAAAGCAUGAAGUCGCCGGAGUCCAAGCCAAAAUACGAUCCUUCCUUACAAUUCUUUAUUAUCACGCGUUAACGUAAACAACACGGUCCUAAAAUACGUUUGUUAUGCCUAACGCUUUCCAGACCUAUUUUCGAUAUCCUUAUUAU